Stegastes partitus (bicolor damselfish) is the source of this 2874-nucleotide messenger RNA. Its product is annotated as monoacylglycerol lipase ABHD12-like. The transcript is spliced from 13 exons. Gene Ontology annotation, molecular function: monoacylglycerol lipase activity; phosphatidylcholine lysophospholipase A1 activity. Gene Ontology annotation, biological process: phosphatidylserine catabolic process; monoacylglycerol catabolic process. Lineage: Eukaryota; Metazoa; Chordata; Actinopteri; Pomacentridae. The record is from RefSeq and is a predicted model, not a curated record. Gene Ontology annotation, cellular component: endoplasmic reticulum membrane. Bases 111 to 1178 code for a protein of 355 amino acids.
CGGCUGAUCUGCGCUCUGAUUGAACUUGGUCAAAGUUCAGGACUGAACUGGACGUUUAUAUUCAUACUAAAUUGUAAUUUUUUUGUUGUUGUUGUUAAAUACGGUAAACGAUGAAGAAAAGAGCCGUUAAACAGAAUAUUUCGACCUCAGGCACUGGCAAGGAAGGCCAGAGGAACCCAAAAGUCAAGAGGAAGGAAGCAGAACCGGUCCGCUCUGGGCUAAAAAGGGGCUUAUUGGCCCUCUUUGUUGUCUUCAUUUUGGUGCCUGUCUCGUACAAAAUGCUCCCAGAAUUAAUCCAGCACUUUGUUUACACUCACCGAGUCAGCGUGCCGUUCUUUGUUGACCUCAGCCGACCUGCUGAUCUCUCCCUUAAUCACACCAUCAACAUGUACUUAACAUCAGAGGAGGGAAUUUCCCUUGGUGUAUGGUACACUGUGCCUGAACGUCGGUGGAAAGAGGCACAAGGGAAGGACUUAGCAUGGUACGAGAACGCUUUAAGCGAUGGAAGUCCAGUUUUCAUAUAUCUUCAUGGGAACACAGGCACAAGGGCAGCCGCUCAUCGGAUAGGAGUGGCAAAAGUAUUGAGUGCGCUUGGUUAUCACGUGCUGGUGCCUGACUACAGAGGUUUUGGAGACUCCACCGGGGAGCCGACUGAAGCCGGUCUGACCACUGAUGCCCUGUGCGUGUACAACUGGGUAAAAGCACGCAGUGGAAACAGCCUGGUCGUGAUCUGGGGACACUCUCUUGGCACUGGAGUGUCCACCAACACUGCAGUCAAGCUGCUUGCAGAGGGCGUGGUUUUCGAUGGUGUGAUCCUCGAGGCUGCAUUCAAUAGUGCUCGACAGAAAAUUCCAGUUCAUCCUUUCAUUUGGUAUUACUGGAAAUUUCCAGGCAUUGGAAGCUUUUUCAAAGCGCCAUGGGCAGAAAAUAAAAUUGUCUUUCCGACUGAAGAGAAUUUGAAGAAAAUGAAAAACCCCAUACUUUUCCUUCAUUCAGAGGACGAUCACAUGGUUCCUCUUCCGGUAGUUCAGCAGAUGUAUGAGGUAGCAGCAAGUGCCCAGAAUACAGAGCGAGUCAAGCUGGUGACAUUUGAGGGUUCUCUGGGAUAUCUACACAACGGCCUGUACAGAGACGCCCGUCUGCCCGACAUCAUAAAGAGGUUUGUGCUGUCGUUGUGACGCUGGAAAGACGACUGGAGCAGAAAAUCCAAAGAUGGAAUGCACUGAUUUAAUUUGAUCUCAUUUCAUUUGUAUACUGUAUUGAUUGCAUAAAGAUGUGAUUUAUUUUUAUGAUUCCAGAUAAUUUAAUUUUGAAUGUGUUGAAUGUUUUUUUUUAUUUUAGGAAGAAGCAUUCAGGAUUUGAUUGCAAACUGUGUUUUUUAAAUUGAAGACAAUCGUUUAAGAUUGUAAACUGCUGAUUUUUAUAAUUGUUAUUGAAGCUGGAAGUGUAAUUAGGAUGAGACAGUAGGUGCCCUCUGCUGUUCUGAGGUGAUAAUGCUCAUCUGCUGUUUAAUACCAGAUAAUCAGUCUGGUAAUCCGAGGCUUCAGAUGUUUAGGUGACAGUGACAUUUCAUGAUAAUUCAAAGAGAGCAGUUAAAAAAAAUCUCUCUGAUCACAAGUGUACUUUUAGAAAAAAAAAAUCUGAGUUUUGUCAUUGUAACCACUGAAUAUAGAGAGCAGUUAGAUAAGUUCAGUGAAUAUCUGCUCACAUAUCAGUGCAAUUUAAUCACAUCCUCUGUCAGCGAGCAGCUAACUGCAUGUCUGUCUUUUUGCUUCAAGAAAACACUCGUUAAAAUAUUCUCCCAUCUGGAUAUUAAGAUAAAGUAACUGCAGCCUUGCAGAAUUCAUGUAACACCAUUUUACGUCCUGGUAAUUAGAAAAAAAAAAAUGUGGCCAAGAUUGGUUCAGCUGUGUGUAGCACAAUUUAAAAUUGACUUGAACAAUCUAUAAACACUAAGCAGCUUCUCUGAGCCUGAAAUGUAAAGAAGAUUUAUGAGAGGAACUCUAUGGCUGCCACAUUAUAGUAACAUUAUCUGCAUUCUAAACUUUUGUAUUUUAAAAUUUGUACAAAAUAUGUUUAUGUAAAAUGUUCAAAAAGAUGUUCUUUUGAAGUGAAAAAAAAAAAGUCACCUCACUUGGGCUCUGAUUGUCAGAAACACCAGUUAUGUUGACUUAGUGUCCUAAAUGCUUCAGCAGAAAGAAACAAACCUUCCCUUCUGGUUCUUUAAGAAAUUUCCCCUUUCAUCCAAGAGGCUUCGUCACUUGUAACUGGCAAGUGGGGACUCAUUGCACAGUGCAGUCGUGACGUUCUUCCCCGGGCAGUUUCAUCACCAUUCACACUUUGAGUCAUGUGAGUUGGAGGUGAUAACAAAUACCUGGAACUCGCCACCAGUUGGGUAGAACUGAGGAAGCCAUUUGGAUAAGAGGGGAAACUUCUUAAAAACCACAGAUGAAAAACAGUUUCCUUCUGUUUGAAGCACUUGGAAUUACCCCGACCCGGUUGACUGAGAAUCUAUACAAACAUACUGACUUAAUGUGAACCAAGCCUCUUCUGUAAAUCCUAAUUGUGUAGCCUACCGUUUCUCAACAGGUGGAAAGUCAGUGUACCUGAGGAGAUGUAGCUUUUUGCUUUCAUUGGAGAAUGAUAUAGGCUUACAUUUAUCAAGAGUAUUCUGGUGUCAGAAUGAUUUUAAAGUAUCAGAACCUCUCAUUCACAGAGCUGUUGAUUUUAAAUGACAGUAUUUGAAGCACAAGAUCAUGUGUGAAGUCAAGGGAGAUAAAUCAGUCUCCUUUUGAAGACAAAAUUUGAGUUCUAUUAUUUCACCUUUUGUAAAAAUGUGUCUUUAAAGAGAAUAAAAUCUGAUUUGUACCACCA